Molecule: messenger RNA, 646 nt
Organism: Ramaria rubella
Lineage: Eukaryota; Fungi; Basidiomycota; Agaricomycetes; Gomphales; Gomphaceae
Source: the annotation of a GenBank genome assembly
GGAAAGAGAGAAAACAACCCAGGGGAAGACAUUACCAGGUGAACAAGCAGCAGCCAGACAUUGCAAAAAAGCCCGAGCACAGAGAGCAGUGGCAGAUGCCAGAGCAUAUGCAGAGAUGAUAGCAGAGGCGAGGAGAUGCCGACAUAGAGAUGGGAGGGCAUUAGAGACAGCAUGGAAGGCACAGGGGAGAGACCAAAAGGAGGGGGAUGACUUGUGGGAAAUCCAGGGUGUGGAGACUGAAGAGACGAUGAAAAAGACAGAAAGGGGAGAACAUGUGGAGAUAGAGUCAGGACCAUCUGUGGUGGAGGUGAUGAUGUUGACCAGAGAAAUCAAGGAGGCAACAAAGAAAACGAACAGACUGGACCCCAAAUGUGUUGAGAAGGUCAUCCAGGCAGUCAUGAUCGGGACAGAUCUCAUCCCAGCAGAGAGAGAGGAAGUCACAAACCUAGUAUGGGAAUAUGCCGAUGUUUUCGCACUAUCACUGUCAGAGGUUCAACCGGUCGACUUCAUAUGACAUGCACUGAGUGUACCACCAGAUCUACGAGGCCCCAGACAUAGCAACCAAAAACCUCUGUCACAACCACAGAUCGAGUGGCUGUACAAGACACUUGAUGACUUGGAGGAAGCCGGGAUAGUCAAGAAGAUA